AAACAAACUAAAUUAUAGUAUCUUUGUUAAAUAGUUUAAUUUUUAAUUGGGAAAAAAUAUAUAUAAAGCAAUAGAGGAAGCAUUGAGUAUAUAAGUUGAGUGUGUAUCCAGAUAUAGACGACACAUAAAGCAGAGCAGAGGCGACACAGAUACCAUAACUAUUACAUAGAAACCACCACCGACAGCACGAGAGGCUUGUGAAGUGAAAAAACCAAAAUGUCGGAUGAACAGCAGCAGCAACAACAGCGACAGAACUGUUGUCGCCUCUGUCUGGCACCGGAUAACGAAUGCAUAUCCAUAUUAAAUAGUUACGCUGCGGAUAAGGAACCUUUGGCCACUAAAAUAUACAGUUGUGUAAGCGUCAAGAUAUCGCCCAAUGAUCGUUUAUCGUUAAGCAUUUGUCAUGCUUGCAUAAGUUAUCUGAAUUCUUGGCAGUCGUUCAAGAAUCGUUGUUUAGCCUCACAAAACAAGCAGCGUUCAUGGUUGGAGAGCGGGCAUAAUAAUACGAAAAAAUCCGCAUAUCAGCAAGACCAAGGAGAUACACACCAUGAUGACCAGCAGGCUCAGGAUGACAUGGCCUCUGUAUCGGGCUUGGCACCCUCAAUAUUGGAGGGCAUAACAUCAUUAAAAAAACGAAAAUCGUUAACAGUCUAUCCCGUACCGGCAGUUCAAAUCAAAGAUGAACCAAUUGAUGCGGAUGACGAUUAUAACAGUACAAAACAACAUGAUGAAUCCGAUGAAAUAGUAGAUCCGACAAUGUUUUUAGAGCGUACCGCCGAUGAAGGCGACGAACCGUUAAUGGAUUCUUCACAUUAUGGUGACUACGAAGCUCAACGCUUAUUAACUGAGUUAAAACCGCUACCAACUACUAACUUAAUUAAAAUGGAUACAAAAGAAGCUUCGUGUAGGGCAUGUAAUUUGAAAUUUUCCACUCGGGCCAAUGCUCGACGACAUGAGCGCAAUUUACAUCCGACUCUAUUUGAUAGCCUAUCUACAGGUAAUAGCAAUAGUUCUUUAAAUAAACAAACGGCCGCUUUAAAUGCCUCGUUGGAAUUGCAACGUGCCGUAGCCGCGGCUGUUGCGGCUGACGCUUGCAAAUUGAACACCAGCGGCUUAAUAUCGAAUCAGAAAUACCGCCAAGAAGUGGUAAAUGCCUUUAAUAACAGCGAAAUGGGGGGAUGGGAUUAUGAUUGCCCGGAAAAGUAUCAACAGCUAUUGACCGAUGAAAAAAUUGUCUUUCUUCAGCAAAAUGAAGAAUUUUUAUUACAAUAUCAAACGAUGACUUGCCGUUGUUGCAAUAAAUACUACAGCACUUAUAAAAAAUUUAUGGCGCAUAUGCGUAAAAAGUAUUUAACUUUACCACGUAAUCUUUGUUUCAAUUGCUUGAAACUGAACGAUUCGAAAGCUUUAUUCAUCUCACACUUAAAACGACGCAACUGCAUAAAUCUUUAUAAAAUAUUGCAAAAUUUAAUGGCGAAAAAUGCUAAUUUUGCAGCUGCCGUGACGGCCACUGUCGCCGCCACACCCGAAAAGAUGAGAGCCAAAGAAUUAUUGGUUAACAAGAUGUAUGAAUGCAAGUUGUGCCCUAAAACGUUCCGUUUGAAAUUGGAAUUUCGUUCGCAUGUUUAUGAUGAACAUGCGGCUGCGCAACGUAAAGACAUUGGCACAACACAGUGCAGUUUUUGCGCAAUCGAUAUCGAAGAUCCAGCCGAACGCAAGCGUCAUUAUAAUAACAUGGAAUGCAUAGUAAUAUUGCGUUGCGUCACCUGCGAUACGAAACAUGAAAAUCAACACAAAUUUAUGGAGCAUGUCCAAGAGAAGCACUUGGCCGCUUUCCGCGAUCAACCUCAAUUUAUGACAAAUGCUGAUAACUCACCGGGGAAAAAGUCAAGCAUGGGUGCAUCUUCAGCUGAUGACUCGCGCAGCAGUAGUUUUAAGAAUCUUUCAGCUACCGUGACGCCAGCACCGCCGGCCAAAAGUCAAUGUUUCUCGCGUAUGCCCCAGGCUUGUCCUAUUUGUGGCCAACAGUACAACAAUUAUAACAAUGUAUUACGUCAUAUGGAAUCGAAACAUCCUGAUCAAUUGCCUCAAACUUACAAAUGUGUAAAAUGUGGAGUGGGCUAUCCCCGUCUAUCUAAUUUACGCGAUCAUAUGGUUAACGUUCAUGAUGCUGAUAAGACGCGUCACACCGGUUUUGAGUAUAUAGUUAAUGCGGAGACUGUCAAACCUACUGGUCAUACCAAUAAUCAGAACGUUUAUAGCGGUCGCUACGAUUAUGUGAUGAAGGAUUUGAUGUCUAUAACAAAUGGUGGGACAACUGUUGAUGACGACGAAGGUGGUCGAGAGAAUGCUGCUAAAAAGUUGCGUUUAGAUAAUAAUGCAACAGCGCAACUUUCAAAUAAUAAUAAUAGUGUCAGUAUUACGCCCGUUUUGAAUGGACAGAAGGAGUGCCCAAUUUGUAAGGCCGUUUUUAAUAACAAUAUCGGUCUAUCGAAUCAUAUGCGCUCGCAUCAAUUGCAAAAUCCCAUGGCUGCUAAGGCGGCCAUGGCGGGAAGUUCAUCAUUUUCUACGCCGCCAGUACAACAGACCAUCUUAAAAAGAACACUUGAGCAGGCAGCCGAUCGCCGUUUCCGUCGUAUGCGUUGUCGCAUCUGUCAACGGCGCUUUUCAACUAAAAAAUCUUACCGGUAUCAUAUGCUUAAUGAUCAUCAAAUACGAAAUGUCCAAUUUAUUAAGUGUCAGUUGUGUGAUGCUGAAUUUGCCUACGAGAAGGGUCUUAAGGUGCAUAUGUUCAAAGUACAUAACACAUUGCUCAAGGAUGAAAUGAUUAUCAAGCAAUAUGAAUGCGAGAUAUGCUCAAUUGUGUAUCGCACCGACGUGGAGUUACAACAUCAUUUGGCCAAUGUGCAUGGCAAACAAGGAGAAGCUCAAGACAACGAUGAUGACGAUUAUGGCGAAGACUCUUUGAUGGGUGCUGCCGACAAUAGUUCAGCUGGAGCGGAUGCGUCCGGUAUAUCGACACCAAUUAGUGGCAUUGGUAAUACAUCGGGAGCUGGCGGUAAUAGCGCUACUAGUAACGUGCCUUUAUAUUGGUAUCAAUGCAAAUAUUGUCCCUCAAACUUCAACACCAAUAAAAAGUUGGCAAUUCAUAUAAAUUCACACGAUGAAUUUGAUUCGAAUGAUUAUUCGUGCAAGGACUGUGGCAAUGUUUAUAGUGGUCGUAAGAGUUUAUGGGUUCAUCGUUACAAGAAGCAUCCCCAAAUCGCGGAGCCAUCCGAAUGCCAUUUAUGUAAGAAAGUAUUUUUCGAUACUCAAAUGUUGGAAAAUCAUACGCCGACUUGUAAUCGAAGAUCGGCUAAAUCGGGUGGCACGGCCAAUUCUGAAUCGACUCAACCGAUUUAUAAACAUAAAACCGGGGACGAUGAUGACGAUGAAGACGAAGCGUCUCGCGAUGAUGAUGAUGCUGAGAAAAAUGCUAAUACUACCUCUGUUGCUGCCAAUACGACAACUACGACCAGCGCUAGUCUUCAAGGGUCUGGUCUAAAAAUUAAGCUACCGGAAGUGGCUUGUACAAUUUGCGGGGCGCGUUUCACCGAUCAGGAUUUAUUCAGCAAACAUAUUCAAAUGCAUGAAAUGGAAUUGUAUACAGAUAAUCCAUUGGCGUCAAUGUUUGACACAGGGCCUGCUGAUCCUAAUCAAUUUUAUAUGGAUCGAAUGAAUGAGAAUGGCGAGUAUGCUUGCGAUUUGUGUUCGAAGAUAUUUACGCAAAUGACUGCACUUAAAGUGCAUCGGAAAUGGCAUUUCAGAGGUGAUAGCAAACAGAACGAAGUAGAUCAGCGUACAUCGAAUCUGGGUACAUUCAGCAGUACCAAUCAGCAACAGCAGCACCAGGAUCAAUCGCACCAUUCAAUCCCGAUCAACCAUCAACGUCUACUGGGAUUACAAGCGGUGGGUCUUAUGCCCCGACAAUCCGUCCCCCUUUCAAAAUCCCAGAAACGUAAACGUGAACUCAAAUGCGAAUAUUGUCCUUCCACUUUUAUCAGCAAUAAUAAUUUACGUCGUCAUUUAUAUGAAUUACACAAGAAUGAGAUCGGUAAUCUACCGGUGCCGCCAAAAAUUGAAUUGGAUGCACCUAACAAUUGUCGUCGAUGUAAUUUAAAAUUUGAAAGUAAAGCGGAUUGGAUUGAACAUAAAGUGGCCGAUGCGCGUGUAAUGAAGCCUUUCGGACCGUUUCAAUGGGGCUGUGAUUUGUGUGGCACCUAUGUGUCACGCAAAGAGAAAUUAAUUAAUCAUAUACAUAAUCAUAUGAAAGAAGCAUUUAUUAUACCGAUCGAACAAUCACAAUCGGCACAGAAAGGCUCGAUCCAACAGACGCAAUCGCCAAAGCAAUUAGAACAGCAGAAAAAUUCCAAAAAUGAUCAAGCGGAAGAAUUGCUUAAAGUUAAAAUCAAACAAGAGCCACUAGAUAAUACUGAAGUACCUGUUGUCACCGAACAGCAAACCAAUAAUCUUGAAGAAUCUUGCGACAGUGCUAAAGAUCAUUACGAUGACGUUGACGAGGUGGAAGAUGAGGUCGAUGAAGAUGAAGUCGAAAGAAGAGUGGCUGUCGAUGAAUAUGAUGAGGACUCUGCCGCUGACGAAGAGGAACUUGAUGAAAUGGCUGUAGGAGCUCAGCAGACUGUAGGUGAUGAGGACGACGAUUUAGAUGAAGAAGGCGAUGGUGACGGUGAUGGUGAUGGCGAUGCUGAUGGUGAUGGUGAUGGUGAUGGCGAUGGUGAUGAUGAAGAUGAAGAUGAUAUUGAAGAGGAUCCCGACACAAAUGAAGAUACAAAUGAAAUUGCGAGUCGGGGAAGUCAACACCUGAACAAUCGAAGCAAUUUAGCUAUCAUAGAAGCUGAGGACGAAGAAGUCGAUUCUGACGAAUUUGAUGAUGAUGAUGACGAAGAUUCGUUGCAAGAAAAUCGUAAAAGAGCGCCCAUGGAUAACGCAAUGGUUAAAUCCCGUUAUCCCUGCGAUCUUUGUCAAGUAUUUUUCGAUUCACAACAAGACCUGCAAAAGCAUGUGAAAAUGCAUUUCCUCAACGGUCCCGGUUCAGUUACUUUAACCGAAAUCAAAGCGAAAUCCUCAUCCUCUAGCAAAAGUCGCAGCAGUAGCAGCGAUGUGGUCACUUUAUCAACGACAUAAAAUUAUAUAAAAAAAAAGUAAACCGUAAUAAGUUUAUGUCCAGCUAUUUGACAUAUAGAUGAGAGUUUUCUUUAUUCUUUUCACUUCUUUUUUCUUUAUUAUAUUAUUAUUAUUAUUAUUAUUAUUAUUAUUAUAUUUA
This is a messenger RNA of Glossina fuscipes, 5323 nucleotides long. RefSeq names its product zinc finger protein hangover. The transcript is spliced from 9 exons. NCBI's taxonomy places the organism in Eukaryota, Metazoa, Arthropoda, Insecta, Diptera, Glossinidae. Gene Ontology annotation, molecular function: zinc ion binding; RNA polymerase II transcription regulatory region sequence-specific DNA binding; DNA-binding transcription factor activity, RNA polymerase II-specific. Bases 217 to 5184 code for a protein of 1655 amino acids. Gene Ontology annotation, biological process: regulation of transcription by RNA polymerase II. Gene Ontology annotation, cellular component: nucleus. The record is from RefSeq and is a predicted model, not a curated record.